GGGAAGGAAGCAGGAAAAGGGGAACCGGCCCCAUCCUCUCACACUUUACUAGAUUCUCAGGACUGAAAGCCGCUGCCCUGGGAGGACCACACAGAGGGGCAGCCUCGGCUGCCCCCUAGUAACUCUGAGGCUUCCAGGUGGACACCAGAGGCUCGAAGCCACGGACCAGCAAGAAUCGAAGACAUCCUUCAGUCACUUCUACUCAACCAGGUUUGUCUAGCAGAAGUGGGUUGUGCCUCCUUGCCUUAACUACCAAGGAAUGGGAGCUGACAUUCCAUGUAUUUACGGGGAGACCCUGGUCUCGUCUCUGCAGCAGGCACCCUUCCCCCUGGCCCGACCCUCAGAGAUAGGUCAGCUGAUGCUGACUCACACAGCCCUUCUUCCCUGCCCUUUCAAAGCCCAGACCUGGGUUUGAAAGCUGACACUGUGGACAUUACCUUGGGUGUAGAAGCCCUUCUCCCAUGGCCCACACAGAUUUGUCUUCCUCCCGACGAGUGCACCUGGCCUUUCUCCCCUAGGGUCUGGCAGUGGCCCUCAUGGGGUCUGUGAGUUCUCGAAGUCACACGGCGGAAGCCCAGGUGGUGAUGAUGGGCCUGGACUCGGCCGGCAAGACCACGCUCCUGUACAAACUGAAGGGCCACCAGCUGGUGGAGACCCUGCCCACCGUGGGUUUCAACGUGGAGCCCCUCGAGGCCCCCGGGCAGGCAUGCCUCACCAUCUGGGACGUCGGGGGCCAGAGCCCGCUCAGGGCCAGCUGGAAGGACUACCUGGAGGGCACGGCCGUCCUCGUGUUUGUGCUGGACAGCACAGACGACGCCCGCUUGCCCGAGGCAGUGGCUGAGCUCACGGAGGUCUUGGAGGAUCCCCACCUGGACGGCGUCCCCCUCCUGGUGCUGGCCAACAAGCAGGAGGCACCCCACGCCCUGCCAUUGCCCGAGAUCCGAGACAGGCUAGGCCUGCAGAGGUUCCCGGGGCUCUGCUGGGAGCUGCGGGCCUGCAGUGCCCUCACCGGUGAGGGGCUGCCUGAGGCCCUGGGGAGCCUGAGGCGUCUCCUGAGCUACCGCAGCCCCCCGAGUCUCUAGGUGAGUGCAGGGGGCGGCCGUCGGGAAACCUGAGAGCCUCAAUCUCGGCAGAGCAGCCUGUCUUCUCUGCUGUUACAGACUGGAACACCAGCUAAUCCUGGAGGGUUCUGUUUAUUAAACAAGGAACCCUCCUAGGCUCAGACACGAUAUUUAAGUCUUGGGACUUUUUGCCACUGGUGUUUGUGUUGCACAUCAGCUACUCUUGGAAUAAUGAAUACUCUAUAAGUGUUCCAGGUGGUUCAGCAGCAAAGCAUCUGCCUGCAGUGCAGGAGACGUGGGUUUGAUCCCUGGGUCAUGAAGAUCCCCUGGAGAAGGGAGUGGCAGCCCACUCCAGUAUUCUUGCCUGGAGAAUCCCGUGGACAGAGGAGCCUGGCGGUCUACAAGUCCAUGGGCUCGCAAGAGAAUUGGACAUGACUUACCGACGAAACAACAAAGAAAGAAAAAUACCUCAACAUAAUUUGUUUAGUAACUCAUCAUUACCGCAUGUGAACUGAGAAACUGUAAUAACAGAACAAGUAGCUGCCGAAUAAUUAAGACCUAAAUUCACAGAGGGAAAGAGGUUUCAAAAUCAGAUCAGAAUAUCAGACUUGGAUGUGUUCAAGAUCUUAUGAGUGAUUGUCCUUAGUAGCCCCCUAAAUUGCAAGCAGUCAGGGCCAGCAGGGUCAAGUCUGCUUCCAAGAGAUCUCGGGUUAGAAGUUGGCUGGGGCACUCAGCCCUGGACAAAGGCUGGGAGUUCCGACCUUCCAAAAUCAAUCACCUUCUCUGACCCUGACUAGUCAUUCUCUGGAGGAGGGCGUGACAACCCACUCCAGUAUUCUUGCCUGCAGAAUCCCACGGACAGAGGAGCCUGACGGGCUGUAGUCCAUAGGGUCGCAGAGAGUCAGACAUGACUGAAGCAACUGAGUGUGAACGCACGAAUGCACGGCCCUUCUCCACCUUUUUGUUAUCCUGUGCUGGUC
This is a messenger RNA of Budorcas taxicolor (takin), 2041 nucleotides long. RefSeq names its product ADP ribosylation factor like GTPase 11 (gene ARL11). Gene Ontology annotation, cellular component: cytoplasm. The record is from RefSeq and is a predicted model, not a curated record. Lineage: Eukaryota; Metazoa; Chordata; Mammalia; Artiodactyla; Bovidae. Gene Ontology annotation, biological process: vesicle-mediated transport; intracellular protein transport. Gene Ontology annotation, molecular function: GTPase activity; GTP binding. The coding region runs from base 537 to 1082 and encodes 181 amino acids. The transcript has 2 exons.